AUGUCGCCUUUGCAUGGGCGUGAGGCGCUGCUCGGUCUGCUGGCCUUCAUGGCGGCUACUGCUGGGCCUUCCUUUGUGCGCUUGGCUUUGCAACGACCCGGGAGGCUCUUCUGCCCGCGUGUGUGCGGGCUUAGACUGGGCAGGGGGGCCCAAGGCGGGAGCAAAGCCUCCGCUGUUCUGGCGAACUGGCUCGGUGACGAGGCUGCGCUGCAAGCCUGGACGGAGCAUCGGCGCGAGGAGAUCAUCCCAGAGCUAGCCUCCUGGAGCCUCGCUCGCGUGCGCGACUUUGUGCCUCAGAAAGUGGCGGAGGAAGCUCUCAGACUGGCCGAGGCCUUGAACGAGGAGGAGUGGAGGCAGACUGCACCCAUGGAGAUGGACGAUGCAGUGCAUCGUUUCGGGUACCGUGCUCUAAAUGAGACGGGGGAUGCCUUCAAUGCCCUGCAGACAGCCUUGGGGGGUCUGAUUCCAGCGAUCCGCUCUGCUCCGACAAGGGCGGAGUUUCGAUUCGGCCGCUACGGUCCUUCGGACUUCAUCGACACGCACACGGACGAGGCUACCUAUGCAGCAUUCGCGGACGAUCCUUCUGUGUAUUCUCGUCGAAUUGCACUAAUAUGGUACCUGACGAAGAACUGGACGCGCGCUGACGGGGGUGUCUUCAUCGACGACGAACCUGACUGUGUGGGGGGAGGUGUAGAAGUUGUGCCAAGGUUCAACGAAGCGGUCUGUUUCCUCGUCCCACGCAGCCAUCGCGUCAGCCCAGUCGUGGCCACUGAUCGGUUCCGAUACUCGCUGUAUGGCUGGUGGUACACCCGAGGAAAGUACAGACCGCCCUGGCAAAGAGCUUCAGUGCGUUCCGGCAGCCAAGCUAAUGCAGGAACCUGA
This is a messenger RNA of Symbiodinium necroappetens, 882 nucleotides long. The record is from the annotation of a GenBank genome assembly. NCBI's taxonomy places the organism in Eukaryota, Dinophyceae, Suessiales, Symbiodiniaceae.